AAUAAUCUAUAUUUAAAUUAGUUAAACCAAUACUUUAUUUUGAAUGGAACUUAAUUUAAUGGAAGAGCAGCAAGAAUUGUUUCCACAAGGUUUAUGUGGCUUGGUUAAUAUUGGUAAUACAUGCUAUAUGAACUCUGCUCUACAGGCUCUAUCAAACUGUUCUCCACUCACAAAGUACUUUCUUAAAUGUAAUGAUGUAUCAAUUAAAUUUGAAAAUAAAGAUGGAGUUGACAAAACAAAGUUGACUGUAGCGAAGUGCUACAAAAACCUUAUUUCAGAUUUAUGGAGUAAAGAAAGGGUAAAGUAUUUAAAUCCAACCAAUUUGUUGCGUGCAAUUCGUAUCCAUAAUUCUAUCUUUAGAGGUUAUUCACAACAGGAUACCCAAGAAUUUUUACGUUGUUUAAUGGAUCGUUUGCAUGAAGAAUUAAAAUGUCCUGUCAUUGACUUAGAUAAAGACAAUGAAGAAGAUGAAUCAAUGCAUGAGGAGGAUUGUACUGUUACUCAGAAAAAAUUACUUGGCGGUAAUGCUUCUCAUGAAUCUUCAGAAUCUCAAGACCUACAUGAAAGUAAAACAUUUAACUCUAAAAAAAGAACUAUUUCCUGGUCUCAGAAACAAAAGAUUAAAAAGAGUAAAGUUCAUCAAACAGAGUACACAAGCAUUAUAACCAGUGUUUUUGAUGGAAAGUUACUUAGUUCAGUUCAGUGUCUCACUUGCAAUCGGCUUUCAAGUCGAUUAGAAACCUUUCAGGAUUUAUCAUUACCUAUACCAAAUAAGGAGGAAUUAUCAAGAAUUCACACUCAAUAUGCUCUACCAUCUUCUGGUAUAGUUACUGAUACUGGGUGGUUCUCUUAUGGUUGGUAUUGGGUGAAGAGUUGGUUUACUGGACCAGAUAUUCAGCUGCAAGAUUGUUUGAAAGCUUUUUUCACAAAUGACGAAUUAAAAGGUGACAAUAUGUACAGCUGUGAGAAAUGCAAAAAAUUGCGAAACGGUAUCAAGUAUUCAAGAGUCAAUUCGUUGCCUGAAGUUUUAUGCAUCCAUUUGAAAAGAUUUCGCCAUGAACUAUUUUAUUCCUCAAAAAUUAGUACUUAUAUUUCCUUUCCUCUCAAAGACUUAGACAUGGAAAUGUUUCUUUCAAAAGAUUGUCAAAAGUCAUCUUCUUGUUCAAAGUAUGAUCUUACAGCAGUCAUAACUCACUUCGGAUCAGUUGGAGGUGGUCAUUAUAUUGCACAUGCUAAAAACUAUGUUAAUGGCAAGUGGUAUGAGUUUAAUGAUUCUCAUGUGACAGAAGUUUCAGAAACUGCCGUGUUGAAUACAGAAGCUUAUGUAUUAUUUUACACUCUGAAAGACAACACAGCUGAAAUGUUUCGCAAGAAAAUCAAUGCUCAACUAAAUUCAAAUAAGAACUAUACAGAAAAAUAUUAUAUAUCAUCAGAAUGGUUCACUAAAUUUAAUGCAUGCAUCAAACCUGGACCUGUCUCAAAUUACAAUAUACUAUGCAAACAUUUAGCUGUGAAAAUAUCGUUAUCACAAAAUGUGAAUGAUCUUGUAGUUACGGUUCCAAAAUCUGUUUCACAAAAUUUAAUACAAAGAUUUGGAGGGGGUCCAGAAAUAAAAUCUCUUGCUGCUUGUACAAUCUGUCAAGAUUUGGCAGAUAGAGGUAAAUUGGAAUUAGAUACUUUUACAAAGAUGCAUGAUAAAUUUAUACAUGAAGAGAAUUGCCACGUCAAAUUCAAAUUAAGUGUAGAUUGGUAUGAGAAGUGGCAUGCAUUUGCUUCAGGAAAGCAACUUGAGCUGCCUGGUCCAAUCAAAAAUGAAGAUUUAGUUGAAGAGGACUCUACAGAAAAAGAUAAUCUUCUAUAUGACCACGACUUGGAUGUAGUCUAAUCUGGUGGUUCAAUUUUUAAUGACUUUUUCCAAUAUUUGUGGCCAUAUAUCAGCAAUAACACUGCGAAUGUUGUCCUCCAAACGGUCCGUUGUUUUGGGCUUAUCAGUUUAGACUAGCAACUUCACAUAUCCCCACAGAAAAUAGUCUAGCGGUAUUAAAUUGCAUGGAGGCUAAUCUUGGAGGCUAAUUCACAUUUCUGAUAUGUAAAACUAUGCGGUUACCAAAUGUUUCCUUCAAUAAACCAAUUGUGGCAGUAGCUGUGUGAUAUGUUGCCUUAUCUUGUUGAAACCACAGCUCCUUCACAUAGUUGCUCAAUUGAUGAAUGAAGUCACAGCUCCAUAGCAGUCACCAUUGACUGUAAUGUUCUGGCCAGCAUCUUUUUUAAAGAAGUAUGAACCUAUUAUUCUACUAGCCCAUAAAGCACACAAAACAGUCAGUUUUUCUGGACGUAAUAAUGACUCAAUAUACACUUGAGGAUUAUCAUCACUCCAAAAAUGGCAGUUCUGUUUAUUGGCAUAUCCAUUCAGCAAAAAGUGAGCUUCAUUGCUAACAGGCUUGGUUGGGAAGUGGGAGGAAUCGCUUUCGAUUGCUGACCAUUUGCACCGAUUGCAAAUAAUAUUUAGUAGCGAAAAGCUGGCCAGAUUUUUUAGUCGUUUUGAGAACAUUUCAA
This is a messenger RNA of Hydra vulgaris (swiftwater hydra), 2556 nucleotides long. The record is from RefSeq and is a predicted model, not a curated record. Lineage: Eukaryota; Metazoa; Cnidaria; Hydrozoa; Anthoathecata; Hydridae.